AUGCCGUUCCCUUUUCUGAAGCUCCCUGCGGAGUUGAGGAAUGAAAUUUACCACUAUCAUCUGCUCGCCUCCGAAAAGAUCAAACCGACCCUGCCGGACGACACUUCGUUUGUUCGGACCCAUUUGGCGCGCUGCCCCUUGAACAGCCACAUGGUUCGUGGCCGGAUCAAAUGCACAGAUUGCUUCAGCGGCAACGAAGAGAUUAUCCGCAUCCCGCCUUCUUCCCUGUCCCUGUUGCUUGUCAACAAACAAAUAUACAACGAGGCCUUAUCCAUCUUCUACCACGAGAACCAUUUCGUCUUUGCCAAUACUGGUGAACUUGGCAAUUUUCUCAAAGCCAUUGGUCCGAAGCGCCGCAAGUUCAUUAGCAAACUGACGUUUGGAUUUGGCUGGGGUGCUCACCAGGCCUUUAAACUCCUCGCGGAAAGCCUCUUCCUAAAGGAACUGCACAUCAACAUGGACUUGAACCAGCGACAUUUGGGGGUGCACCAUAAGUAUUUCGUCCCGUCGAUGAUGAGGCUUGCCACCGGAAUGCCUGCGCUCAGCAAAUUGAGAGGUCUAGAGAUUGUCGAGCUCACGGGACAGGAUAAGACCGCUCGCGGAAUAGUCGACGUCAAUGAUGAAGGUGCGGUUGGCCCUUGGCUCAAGGAGCAGUUGUUGCAGCCUCGGGAAGAGAAGCGGACCAGAAGAUCGCGCGCUCGGAAAUCGGCCUUACCUCGUCAGCAUGAGUUUGCAGAGAUUGAGGUUUUCUCGACAUAUCUUGACGCAUAG
Molecule: messenger RNA, 771 nt
Organism: Xylona heveae TC161
Lineage: Eukaryota; Fungi; Ascomycota; Xylonomycetes; Xylonales; Xylonaceae
Exons: 2
Coding region: 1-771 (256 amino acids)
Source: RefSeq, a predicted model, not a curated record